Molecule: messenger RNA, 3239 nt
Organism: Toxoplasma gondii ME49
Lineage: Eukaryota; Apicomplexa; Conoidasida; Eucoccidiorida; Sarcocystidae
Exons: 1
Coding region: 1-2712 (903 amino acids)
Biological process (GO): C-terminal protein lipidation; autophagosome assembly; nucleophagy
Cellular component (GO): cytoplasm; phagophore assembly site membrane; Atg12-Atg5-Atg16 complex
Source: RefSeq, a predicted model, not a curated record
AUGAGCGCGCUAAGAAGCAGGAACUCCGGAACGGACUGCCCGUCACGAAAGGAAGGCCUGCAUGCAGGGACUGCAUCUGAAACGGGGCCUAAGAGAGAAGAAGAGGGAACCUGCGAUGGGGUGUACGUCUCGAUCCGUGACCAAGGCGAUCCGCGCGAUCAGCUGCUUUCUCCCCGAGAGACAAUUAAAGACCAGGAGCCCGAUGACAGGCGAGGCGACGCCCAACGCUCUCGAGUUUCACAGCCUCUCUUCCGCGAGAACCGCGGCGAGAAGCUCUUGCAUUCCGCAUCUCCGCCUCUUUUCUCAUCUUCUACGUCUGUCGGGUCCUCGCCUCAGCCGUUUCUCCUGCCUCCUGCGGCACCUCUGGCGUCUCUGCGGCCUGCGAGUGGACGCAGCGGUGCACGCUCUUCUUCGAGUCGCGGUAACGCAGACAAAUUGCGUUCCAGGCAGACUGCGAGGAACGUGAUCGAGGCUCCGUCGUUCCCUGGAGUUCCGGACCAGCGGAGCCGCGGCCGCCAGGCUGAAAACGCCCGCGAAGGCGGACGCGUUCGGUUGGCUAGGCAGAGUUCGCUGGGUCGCCUUCACAGCUCACUCCGGCAGGGCCUUCUGCGAAGCGGCUUGCCGGUGCGAAUUGCGCUGGAGACCUCUGAGGUGGUGUCUCUGCAGCCGCCGCCGCCGCUUUUCCUCUUUCUCCCGCGGUCUUCGUAUCUUCCGCAAAUCGUGAACGAGUGCGUGACGCGCUUUCGCUUCUUUCUCCGCCCUACGCAGACCCGCGGAGUCGCAGGUCCCGAGCGCCCCCCGUCGCCGUCCUUCUCCUGCCUGGGCUUCCCGCUCGACUGGCGCCUGCCGCUGGGUGUCUCCGUCGACCUCCUCGCGGGCCAGCAUCUGCCGUGUGGGGUGCGUCCCCCGCUCUGGCGGGACGCAGGAGACGCCGGAGACCCUGCGGGGAGCGACGCAGGAGACGGGGCGGUGCUCCCCACCCACGAGAGAGAGACGCAGGACGCGGGCGACGCGGGCAGGAGAGGUCCCACUGCCAAGGCGAGGUCGGGAAGGAAACGAGCGUCUUUCCGGCGUACAGUGUCUUCUGUGCCUGCGGUCGACAGGGAUGCACUGGACCUUGUCGCGGUGUGUCCGCCGGAGGCCUGCGGAGCCGCUGUCCCCCUUCCCUGGCCGCUGACGUUUCACUUUCAUUCCUCGCCCACCACGCUCGCUCGGAGCGCGUCUGCGGGUGCGUCGCCAGGCGAACACGGAGACGAACGCGGCUGUGAGAAAGCGGGUGGAGGAGAGGGGCAGACGGUUCGCUGUCCGCCAGUGCUGCUCCCUCCCGCGAGCUCGCCGAGUUACGAGGGAUGGGCGGCGUUCGAGUCGAUGUUCCUCAAUAGCCUUCGACAGGCUUCUUACCUGCUCACGGGAUCUGCAGCCGCCUUCCAUAGACUCUCGAAGGCCGACGAGCUCGCACUGCUGGCCGCCUUCCGCAGUGCUGACUUGGCAGGCUUCCUCGAGGCCAUUGCGCCUCUGCAGGGUGGGGAUCCCGAGCGCAUUCGGGGGGAGGCGGCGGGCGGCGGAUCUGAGCGACGGAGGCGAGGCGACAGAGGGAUGAGCGGCCGGCACGAUCAAGCCGCGGUGCACCGGCUGCCAGUUCGACUCCACUUUGUCACGAGAGGCGUCGAGGGAUGCGAGCGAGAGAGCAACGUGUCAUGGGGUCAAGCCGUCGACGGAGCUGAAGGCAGGUGGGGGUCCGCGACCCAAGCGAUGGGGGGCUCCAAGAACGCACAUGCAGUCCCGCUGGUGAUGUCGAUGCUCAUGGCGGCGCCGGUCUUCGCGGAGACGCCGGCUGGGGCGCAAGGGGAUGUGCGAGGCCUCGCAGGCUCGGGGGCCGGAGGCGGAGGCGAGCAAGACGUCGCGGCUGCGUCUCUAGAGGGAGAGAGGAAGAAGGAAGGAGGCCGAGAGGGAGACAAAGCGGAAGAAGAACGGCAACGCAGACAGGCCACUGGCGAAACAGGGCCGAUGCAGGCUGGACAGGCGGCGAGCGUGUCUUUGAGGAAAGGAGACACUGUAGAAACGUCGAAGUCGGCGCGUCGUGCCUGCAUCGACGAGUUUGACAUACGCGAAUUCUACACUCUCGGCGACCUUCUCCACUCGACGUUGCCGCAGCUGUUUCCCCAGAAGGUAUGGCACUGCUUGGAAAGCAUGAGCCGCGCGCGCCGUCGCUCCGAGUUCUCAGCCGACAGAGAGGCCGGAGCUCCGGCGGAGAGGCGAAGAGACAGAUCGCACAGGACUCUCUCGCCUUCGCUUGCUGAGAGGGGCGGUCGCGAAGCGCCGGCAGAUGUGCGUGGAGCCCUGCCGCGGCGGGAGGAAGAGGCGGGAGGGAAGAGAGAAAGCAGCGAGGAAGCAUGGUUUUCUGGAAGCGAAGAAGCUGAUGCAGCUGGUGGAAGCGACUACUCGGAGGACCAGCGCGAGUCUGCAAACAGUGAGUGGGAGGACGAGGAAGGAGACGACGCGCAUGUGGAUACAACGAGAGAGAUCGUCGCCGUUCGAUCUCAGUUUCGCUCUCGGGGCUGCCGCGUCCUCGUCCAAGGCAUCGAACCGAUGCUCGAGACGCCCCUCUACUGGCUCUGGAAAAACGCGUCCUGUAUGGACUUGUUUCUCCACGUCGUUGUUGUUCUUCCCCCCACUGUCGUCGCUCCCGUCAUGCGCGGCAACCGCACUUAAACAUCAAAACAGCGUAGGACGUAGCGAAAGACGCGAUCUCGGUUCCUAUGGUGUCGACCAACUGGUGUAGAAGCCUGCUUGCAAAUGCGUAUAUUUACGUGUGAAUAGACACGUACACACGCUGAGCACGCAAAGAAAUCUCUAGGGAUGCUUGCAUGCGUAUGCGUUCUGAUGCAUCGAUGUACUACCGUUUUCCACGUGUCUUCGGUACAGAGUUGUGUGUCUGUGUGUGAGGAGUGGCAGCUUCGCUGUUGAGUUUGCGGAAACAGAAAAGGAGGCGAAGAUGCCGCGGAUGGGAAGGGAACGCAGCUCGAAGUCUCUUGCCGGUCCACUACAGGCAAAAUUCCACUUUCAAACUGUCGUGCGGUGUAAAUAACGCCUCUGUUGUGCACAAGGCAUUAGCGCGGGAGCGAGCAAAACCAUCAAAAUGUCUCAAUGUCGCCUUCUGCGAUUUUUCGCGCUCGAUCUCUGCGUGAGGAGUGAGUUGUUGCAUGCCUCAAGACGCGUUAUUGACACUUUUCGGCCGA